AUGCGACGAGCAAUUAUUUUCCUUUACCUCUGUACUGCUAAUUCGGAGUUGAGCUAUCACCAAAUGUUCGUGACGAGACGAACGCGCUCCAACGCACUGCCGAUACAAACUAGUUUUUAUUACAAACGAACGAACGGUCCUCAUGCGAUAUCAGUGUUUAAUACCAACCGUGAUGAUAAUAGUGCUAAAAUAAAUCAAGAUCCUAACGGACUUAAUAGACCACCAACCCAAGCAAAGUGUAAUAGCUCCCAAGAAAUAGACUCUCUUAUUGAUAAAGAUCGUAUUUCCUUGUUGGACUCAAAGGUUUAUCAGCAUGGAGAACGAAAAAGAUACAACAGGAAUUCGGAGUAUCAUCUAGAUGAUGACGACCUAAGAACGGAUACAAAUAUGUACGACGGCUGGCCAUAUUCAUACCGGAGUCCUUAUGAGUAUAACAUAAAUUAUGACACAGAGCGUGCAAAAGCGAAGGAUAAACGGUACAUUGACGAGAUGAUUGAAAGAGUGAUUCCCGUUCACGAAAAUCACGAUGACGAUAUUCAUAGAAACUAUGAUAGUACAGUUUCUGAAAAAUAUCGAGGGAAAGAAGAAGAUAAUCCUAUGUAUGGAAAUCAACCAUUUUUUUCAUAUAUGCUCGAGGAUUAUUUUGACAGAACUAACGAAGAAGAUCCUGUUACAUUCAAAGGAUUAAACUGGAAUAAAGAUUUCGAUCAUUCAAUGCCAUAUAAAGAUAUCUACGAUAGCAACAGACGAAUUAGGCGUAUAGAAGCAUAUGAUAAGGAUACUCCUACUAGAUAUAAAGAGUACAAGGAUAACCAUGGUUAUAAUACCAAUGAAAACGGAGCACUUGCCGAACGGUCGUACGCAAAUGUAAAAAAUGAAGGCGAUAAAACUGUUCGAGAAUCUUCAAAAGAAAACGAUAAGGCGGGGUACAAAUAUGACGGUUUGAAUAGACGAGGAUUUAAAGACUUUAUUGAUUCGUUUGUAAAUAAGUUUGGAUCAGAGGACCAUCACAGAAACAAUAAUUUGCAAACGAAUAUAACACGCGAUAAGGGAGAGAAAAAGAAAGGUUUUCGCAGAGUGUAUCAUAAGGACGAAUACCAGGAGGAUAACGAAUUUUACGACAACACCAACAACAAGUCUACAUUGACAGAAUCUGCUGGAUCGAAAUUCAAUGUUGGGGGGUCGGAAGCUGUUUUGGGUUCAAGUGCGUCUUCUGCUAUAGGAGAAGAAGCAAAUUCUCUAUCCAAAUCUAGUAAUAACGAAAAUAAAAAAUUAAGCGACAGUAAUAAUAUUGUGCAAAAUAAUAGCGGUUAUGACGGACAACUUCAUAGAUACAAACAAAUCGCACAAAUGGCUGCUAAGCAAAACAAUGCGGACUAUUAUGACCGUUACUAA
Messenger RNA from Leptosia nina, 1395 nucleotides. Lineage: Eukaryota; Metazoa; Arthropoda; Insecta; Lepidoptera; Pieridae. The record is from the annotation of a GenBank genome assembly.